Tauraco erythrolophus (red-crested turaco) is the source of this 876-nucleotide messenger RNA. NCBI's taxonomy places the organism in Eukaryota, Metazoa, Chordata, Aves, Musophagiformes, Musophagidae. The record is from RefSeq and is a predicted model, not a curated record.
GUUACAGAAAACAGAUCAGACCUUGAAGAUUUACACCUUUAUGCAACUCCUCGGGAGCAACGGUUUCGUAGGUUUGCCAGUUUAGAAUUUGAAGGACAGCUAUAUAUGACUCCAUAUGACUUCAUUCAGGCUGUCACAAAUGAUGAACCCAAACAUGCUAAAAAGUGGCGAUCCCUUUCAAAGCAGGAACUGAAUCAGAUCCUUAUGGAGACGCCACCAGUUUGGAAAGGGUCAUCCAAACUUUUCCGUAAUCUUAAUGAGAAAGGUGUGAUAUCUUACACAGAAUAUUUAUUCCUCUUAUGUAUUUUAACAAAGCCUCAUGCAGGUUUUAGAAUCGCUUUCAACAUGUUUGAUACUGAUGGCAAUGAGAUGGUGGACAAAAAGGAAUUCUUAGUGCUGCAAGAGAUUUUCAGGAAAAAAAAUGAGAAGAGAGAAAGAAAAGGAGACGAAGAAAAACGUGCAAUGCUGCGUCUUCAACUUUAUGGAUAUCAUACUUCUACUAACAGUGUUCUUAAAACAGAAGGAGAGGACCUUGUCCCCAGAAGCUAUUGGGAUACUUUGAGACGUAGCACAAGCCAAGUGCUCUUUUCCGACCUUGCAGAGCGUGCCGAUGAUAUUUCAAGUUCACUGUCAGAUACUACACUGCUUGUACACUUUUUCGGCAAGAAAGGAAAAGCUGAACUGAACUUUGAAGAUUUUUAUAGAUUUAUGGAUAACCUACAAACUGAAGUUCUAGAGAUAGAAUUCCUUUCCUACUCUAAUGGGAUGAACACCAUAAGUGAGGAAGACUUUGCCCAUAUUCUUUUGAGGUAUACAAAUGUGGAAAAUACAUCAAGUUACCUGGAAAACAUGCGCUGCAGGAUUCCCGAAGAAAAG